Molecule: messenger RNA, 5939 nt
Organism: Salvelinus fontinalis (brook trout)
Lineage: Eukaryota; Metazoa; Chordata; Actinopteri; Salmoniformes; Salmonidae
Product: mitogen-activated protein kinase kinase kinase 7-like
Exons: 17
Coding region: 714-2513 (599 amino acids)
Biological process (GO): positive regulation of canonical NF-kappaB signal transduction; protein phosphorylation; JNK cascade
Molecular function (GO): MAP kinase kinase kinase activity; ATP binding; magnesium ion binding
Source: RefSeq, a predicted model, not a curated record
AUCUGCAUGCCAUUCGGGACACAGAGCUGGUGGGGCAGAAUUAAGGAGAGCACACCCUUUCUGGAGCUGCUGCCUGUAACAACUGCGGAAUAAAACAAAAGUCGUAUAAAUGGAAGCAAAGUCGUAAUUAUAAAGUUAUGUACGCGAGUCAGAUGUUUAGAAAAACGCAGGGAAACACGGUGGACACUUCUUUGAUUGAUUUCCUCAACAUUUAAAACAAUCACCCCAUGUCUCGAGCCACUACGCCGGUGGUGCACAGUCUACGGCGGCGAAGGGCUGGCGUGAUCAGGCCAGCAAUCGGCCUAGUCAAGUGACUCCCAAAGUGUCAGAUAUAGCUUGCUCGCCAGCUAGCUAACUUGCUGAAGGAAUUGUGUUAACCAACGUCGUUGACGUCCCUGAUAUGGCAAUUGAAAGUUGCUGUUUUCAAAUUGUGGCUACUACUAGCCAUUGUUAAUCGACUUUUUAGCUAACGUUAGCAAACUACCUUACUAGCUAGCUCAGCUACCAGUUGGCUAUGUUGGACUGAGCUAGCUAGCCAGUAAACACAGCUUGCGAGUUCCAGUUUUUAAACUAGGUUUAUUUCCGUUUUAGGUCCGCCAGUGUCUUGGCAAAUUGUGUCAUGUAAGUUUAUUUUUAUUCGUGUACGCGUGUCUUGCAUAUUAUUAUUAUUUUUACAUCUUGAUUUUAAUGAAUAACUAGUUAGCCAGUUAGCAAUGUCUCUGCCAUCCGCCGAUAUGAUCGAAACUCCCCCUGGAUAUCCCUUUGAAGAAAUAGAUUAUGUGGAUAUUGAAGUUGAAGAGGUCGUGGGGAGAGGUGCAUUUGGUGUUGUCUGCAAGGCCAAAUGGAAAGGCAAAGACGUCGCAAUCAAGACAAUAGAGAGUGAAUCUGAAAGGAAAGCGUUCAUAGUUGAGCUGCGACAGCUUUCACGUGUGAAUCACCCCAACAUUGUAAAAUUGUAUGGCUCAUGCAAUAAUCCGGUCUGCCUGGUGAUGGAAUAUGCUGAAGGAGGGUCUCUGUACAAUGUGCUGCAUGGUGCUGAACCCCUCCCCUAUUACACUGCUUCCCAUGCCAUGAGCUGGUGUUUUCAGUGUUCCCAAGGGGUCGCCUAUCUCCAUGGCAUGAAACCAAAGGCUCUCAUUCACAGGGACCUCAAGCCACCCAACCUGCUCCUGGUUGCUGGUGGCACCGUGCUGAAGAUAUGUGACUUUGGGACAGCGUGUGACAUUCAGACCCACAUGACCAACAACAAAGGAAGUGCUGCUUGGAUGGCCCCAGAGGUGUUUGAAGGCAUCAAUUACAGCGAGAAGUGUGAUGUGUUCAGCUGGGGCAUCAUUCUCUGGGAGGUGAUCACACGCAGGAAGCCCUUUGACGAGAUUGGAGGGCCGGCCUUCCGCAUCAUGUGGGCUGUGCAUAACGGCACCCGGCCACCGCUCAUCAAGAGCUUACCCAAACCCAUUGAGAGCCUGAUGACCCGCUGCUGGUCUAAAGACCCUUCCCAGAGACCCUCCAUGGAGGAGAUAGUCAAGAUCAUGACCCAUCUUAUGCGAUGCUUCCCAGGAUCUGAUGAACCCUUGCAAUAUCCGUACCAGUCUUCAGAUGAAGGACAGAGUAGCUCGGCCACCAGUACAGGUUCCUAUGUGGAUUACACUUGCAACAGCAACAAGAGUGAUACAAACAUGGAGCAUGGGGACUCUCCAGGGAGCAACGACACCAUCAAGAUCACACCUCAGUUUGCACAUCAGUUCAGGCCAAAGGUAGACCCGUUGUGGAGCCUGCCUCUGUCCAGAGGGAGCAGUGUUGAGAGCCUGUCGGAGCGAACACACAGUCUGCUGCCCUCAGAGAGCAAAAGAAUGAGCGCAGACCUGUCAGAGCUGGAGCACAGGGUGCCUUUCGCUCCAACAGCACGUCCCCAGUAUAAACGAGGCCACCGUAAAACAGCGUCAUUUGGCACCAUUCUGGACGUUCCCAAGAUCGUCGUCACAGCCACCUGUGAGGCGCAGAGACGGAGAUCUGUACAGGACCUCCCUGGGAUCGGCACAGAGUCCAGCCAGGGGAGCCGGAACAGCAGCAGGUCCUCCAGUCCCAGUGUGAGGAUGAUGCCGCCUGAUAAGACCAGCAGCAGAGGCUAUAGCUUCUCUCCCGAUGACCCCACAGAUACCAACGGCUCAGACAACUCCAUUCCCAUGGCAUAUCUCACUCUGGACCACCAGCUGCAGCCCCUCGCUCCUUGCCCAAACUCCAAAGAGUCCAUGGCUGUGUUUGAGCAGCACUGUAAAAUGGCCCAGGAGUACCUAAAAGUGCAGACAGAAAUCGCCUUGCUGAUCCAGAGAAGGAAGGAGUUGAUCGCUGAACUGGACCAAGAUGAGAAGGACCAGCAGAACACAUCCCGCCUGGUCCAGGAGCACAAGAAGCUGCAGGAGGAGAAUAAGUCUCUGUCCACCUACUACCAGAAGUGCAAAAAGCAGCUGGAACUGAUCCGUGCUCAACAACCGAAGAGACAGGGCACCUCAUGAUGAUCCACAAGCUGGCCCCUACCUGGCUCAUGCUGCAGAGACACAAACAAACUGUCCUAAUGUCAUAUCCCCUGUUCUCCUCCUCUUCCACUCCUCUACUGUUCCGGGUCACCUGUAGUCUGGACUGAAACCCAAACCUCUACUGUCCUGGGUCACCUGUAGUCUGGACUGAAACCCAAACCCUACCUGCAAAGCAUUUGCCAUCUCUCUCUCCUCCUCCCUCUGCCCUAUGACAGUUAUGAUCUCAACCUAGUUGCCCCCGCCCACCAGCACCUGGGCCCUGUAGGUUCCAGUGGAUCUUGUUUUACUUUGUACUGUAAAGAGACCUGUGUUUUACUGUAUACCUGCAUGUUGCGUCAUAGACACACUGCUGAUAACAUGGAAUGGACAAUAAGGUGUGCACUCAAGCAUGCUGUUAUGGAAAGUCUCUGUGCCCAUAUGUUUGCACGUCUUUACGGUAUAUUCUUUGAUAGCAGACCAAAGCAAUCAGCAUCCAUCUACCCUCUCUGUCCAUAAAGAGCUGUAGUCCUGAGGUUGUGAUUGCCCUAGGUUCAGUGAACACAGAGGGCAGAGGAGUGGGCUUCUAGCUCUCAAUGGUCAGCCAUCCUUUGGGUCAGAAAGGAUGCUUCUUGAGGUGUGAGUCCUGUACAGUAACCUCCUAUUGCCUUGUGUUCCACUGAGCCUGAUGGGAGGGGAGGCCAGUGAGGGGUGUGAAAUAUGUUUCUUUCUAUUGCUCUCAGGGCCCCUCGGACCCUCCCCUGGGCUGCCUGGUCAGUGUGUGUGUCCUCCUCCCACAGUCCAGUCCUCCCGUUGGUUAGUCCGACCCUGACCUGUCUUCCUUACUGGCUAGUGGCCAUGUGUCCUUGAAUGUGAAAAACAAAGAUGGACGUGUGAGUUAUGUUCAGAUUUUGGCGUUUUUUAUGAAUUCCGAACUGAAUUUGGCGUUUUUUAUGAAUUACGAACUGAAUUUGGUGUUUUUUAUGAAUUACGAGCAGGAUUUAUUUGACUGUGAUCACUAAGUUCUAAGUGUGUUUUUUACCCUCUUAGGCAGAAAUAGCCACCCUUGUAUCAAAAUAAUGUAGAUGUCUCCGUUCUCCCUCCUAGUUUUUAUGGCAGCAUAACCCCUUACAGAAGAAAUCCACCACAACCUGACAACCUAUCUGAAAGUAUUUAAUGUAAGUUGCAUUCAUUUUAACGGGGGAUGUAUUUUAGAUAUGCCUUGCAUAUCCAUGACGUGUCUGUGGAUCAAAAAAAGAAUGUCUCGGCUUGUUAAAAGUACCUGUAUUGAAACGUGGGUUGGGUCUUAAACAGAGAUGCGAUAUUUAUAGGUCGCUUUCAAACAACAACACAAGCAAAAUAUGAGACUUGUUUUUUCAACCUGCUUAAGUAAAAUAAACUUUGUAUGAGGUUGAAAGUGCAACAUGUUUAUCAUGACUUCAGUAUUUUGUGUUUCUUUGUCUUUUAUUAUUCUAUAAUUUGUAUAAGUAAGACAACGUUUUUGUGUUAGGGAUUAUAAUUUUAUCUGGUAUGGGAAUAUACUGAGGUACAGUGCAUUUGGAAAGUAUUCAGACCCCUUGACUUUUUCCACAUUUUGUUACGUUACAGCCUUAUUCUAAAAUUGAUUCAAUAAAAGCAUUUCCUUCAUCAAUCUACACACACUGUCCCAUAAUGACAAAGCAAAAACAGAUUUUUAGACAUUUUUGUUAUUACAAAUAAAAAGCUGAAAUAUCACAUUUACAUAAAUAUUCAGACCCUUUACUCAGUACUUUGUUGAAGCACCUUUGGCAGAGAUUUCCGCCUCGCGUCUUCUUGGGUAUGAAGCUACAAGCUUGGCACACCUGUAUUUGGGGAGUUUCUCCCAUUCUUCUCUGCAGAUCCUCUCAAGCUCUGUCAGGUUGGAUGGGGAGUGUCGCUGCACAGCUAUUUUCAGGUCUCUCCAGAGAUGUUUGAUCAGGUUCAUGUCCGGGCUCUGGCUGGGCCACUCAAGGACAUUCACAGACUUGUCCCGAAGCCACUCCUGCGUUGUCUUAGCUGUGUGCUUAGGGUCGUAGUCCUGUUGGAAGUUGAACCUUUGCCCCAGUCUGAGUGCUGCAGAGAUGGUUGUCCUUCUGGAAGGUUCUCCCAUCUCCACAGAGGAACUCUAGAGCUCCUUCAGAGUGACCAUCGGGUUCUUGGUCACCUCCCUAACCAAGUCCCUUCUCCCCCGAUUGCUCAGUUUGGCCGGGCGGCCAGCUCUAGGAAGAUUCUUGGUGGUUCCAGACUACUUCCAUUUAAGAAUGAUGGAGGCCACUGUAUUCUUGGGGACCUUCAAUGCUGCAGACAUUUUUUGGUAUCCUUCCUCAGAUGGCCUCGGAGCACUAUGGACAAUUCCUUCGACUUCAUGGCUUGGUUUUUGCUCUGACAUGUACUGUCAACUGUGGGACCUUUUAUGUACACAGGUGUGUGCCUUUCCAAAUCAUGUCCAAUCAAUUGAAUUUACCACAGGUGGACUCCAAGUUGUAGAAACAUUUCAAGGAUGAUCAAUGGAAACAGGAUGUACUUGAACUUGAGUUCGAGCCUCAUAGCAAAGGUUCUGAAUACUUGUGUAAAAAAAAAAAAACUUGCUUUGUUAUUAUGGGGUAUUGUGUGUAGAUUGAAUCAAAUUUUAGAAUAAGGUGGUAUCGUAACAAAAUGUGGAAAAAGUAAAAGGGUCUGAAUACUUCCCGAAAACACUGUAUACAAGGAGAGACCUAUUCCUCUCCUAAAUGUUGGUUUUUAGUUUUUAGUGCCUUAGAAUUUUGUUGCUAGCUGUUAAAGUACUUGACUUGUUUUUCUUUGCUAUAUUGAGGUGGGAGAAGUUGUUCACUUGCGCCUCAUUUUACUGGACAGUCAGUGAGAAUGGACAGUCAGUGAGAAUUAUGUGACUUUGUGUUUUUGGGGGAGGAUUGUUUAUUAUGCUAAUUAAUUCCCAGGAGGCUGAUUGUCUGGUCAAUGGUGAUGUCAAUAUGCUGCAAAGGAAAUCUUAAUGAAAUCUGUCACUGCUUUCCCCAAUGAAUAUAAUUAAUCCCAGUAGAUUUAAGUAUCCAUGAAAAAAGUUGAUAAGAGAAAUGAUCUUACUUUAUAAAGUUGUCUUGGUGUUUAAUUUGAGCAGACCUGUCUUAACUACAGUCCUUCAAAUGUUUUGCACAAUCAUCUGGUUUUACUGAUCACAUGUAACAAACAGUUUGAUUCUGGUACUUUGAAAUACACAUUCUGAUGUACGAGACAGGUGAAAUUGUGGGUUCAUUUGCUGCAGUGAGUAUAUACCUAGUUUUUCAGUUUAAAGUUAUGUUCACUAUAUCGUUUUAUUGACCAUUUCCUGUAUAUAAAUGUUUCUUAAGCUAUAGGGAACAGGUAUGUGCCUAGGAGGGAGGCAUCAAGAAAUAAACUAAACGGGGACAAAUUGUA